AUGUCGGAACCCACGGAGCCCCAUUCGAGGCGUCAUCUCGCCCACAAAGUCUUGGAAGAACUUGGUCUUGUAUCACUCUAUCGAUCAAGCAAAGAUGUCAAGAUCCUUUGCGCACAGAGAUUCAUCCGUCUUUUUGCCUAUGGUGGAUCUACCUUAGUUCUUGUAGCAUACCUGCGAGAACUCGGCGUAUCGACAACCCGUGUCGGCUUGUUUAUGACCUUGACGUUGGUUGGUGAUAUCAUCAUCAGCUUCCUGCUUGCACUAUUCGCUGAUGGUGUUGGUCGACGCGCAGUCUUGGCCCUGGGAGCAAUCUUGAUGACUGCGAGUGGAAUUGUGUUUGCCACCUCUAGCAAUUACUGGAUUUUACUUGCUGCUGCAAUCUUGGGUGUCAUCAGUCCUGGUGGCAACGAAAUCGGACCCUUCCGCGGCGUUGAAGAGAGCAUCAUUGCCCAUCUUACUGAUGCAGCUCGGCGAGGCGAUGUCUACGCUUGGUACAGUCUCUCCGGCACGGCUGGCGGCGCCUUUGGUCUUUUAACCUGCGGUUGGAUUAUUCAUCACAUGCGUGUCAAUCUCGGCAUGGAUGUUGUUGAAGUGUACCGUGACGUCUUCUAUGGAUACUCUGUGAUGGGAGUCCUGAAGUUGAUCUCGGCCAUCAUCUUGAGCUCUGCAGUCGAAGUCCACCAUGAGACCGAGCAAGGAUCUCCAGCGGACAACGGCGAACAAGCACCUCUGCUUCCCGACAACGCUCAAGCCCAAGGCGCCGAUCAGCCUCAGCCCAAGAAACAACUUCGAGCUCGAAUUUCUCGUGACAGUAUCCCGACUGUCGUGACCCUUUGCACUCUCUUAGCUUUGGACAGCUUUGCUUCAGGACUGGCUCCUCUCUCAUGGAUCACUUACUACUUCAAAUCCUACUACCAUAUCGAGGAAGGGAAGCUAGGUUCUAUCUUUUUCACCACGAGCAUCAUCGCCGCUGCAUCGAUGUUGGUAGCAUCUUCUCUUGCCAAGCGGUUUGGCAAUGUUCGAACUAUGGUAUUUACUCACCUUCCAUCAGCGGUCUUCUUGGCUCUGGUCCCCAUCCCCAACGAUGUCCACCUAUCGGUUCUCUUCCUGAUUCUACGAUCUUGCACUCAGUCAAUGGAUGUUGCACCCCGCUCAGCUUUCCUCGCCGCUAUAAUUAAACCAAAGGAGCGAACAGUCGUCAUUGGUCUUAUCAACGUAGCCAAGACAACUUCUCAGAGUCUUGGACCUCUCAUCACAGGACUGCUGGCGGAUUCGAACUAUUUCUGGGUCUCUUUCAUCAUGGCUGGAUCUCUAAAGGUAUGCUAUGACUUGGGAUUCCUUGGACUCUUCAAGCAUCAUGAACACGUGGAAGCAAAGCGAAGCCACGAGGAGGAGGGAAGCCAGUGA
This is a messenger RNA of Fusarium mangiferae, 1407 nucleotides long. RefSeq lists its product as uncharacterized. The record is from RefSeq and is a predicted model, not a curated record. The coding region runs from base 1 to 1407 and encodes 468 amino acids. Lineage: Eukaryota; Fungi; Ascomycota; Sordariomycetes; Hypocreales; Nectriaceae. Gene Ontology annotation, cellular component: fungal-type vacuole membrane. Gene Ontology annotation, biological process: transmembrane transport. Gene Ontology annotation, molecular function: transmembrane transporter activity. The transcript is spliced from 4 exons.